This is a messenger RNA of Archocentrus centrarchus (flier cichlid), 1432 nucleotides long. Its product is annotated as protein FAM107B-like. The transcript has 5 exons. The record is from RefSeq and is a predicted model, not a curated record. Gene Ontology annotation, cellular component: neuron projection; stress fiber; synapse. Gene Ontology annotation, biological process: actin filament bundle assembly; regulation of actin cytoskeleton organization; actin filament polymerization. Bases 200 to 763 code for a protein of 187 amino acids. NCBI's taxonomy places the organism in Eukaryota, Metazoa, Chordata, Actinopteri, Cichliformes, Cichlidae.
GAGAGUCAGGCAGGAACAGGUGGCCUCCUCCUCAACUGUGCAAGCUCGGCCGGCUUCCUGCUAGUAUGAAGUUUGUGGGGUGGCCAGCGGGGGGAGGAAGGGCGCCGAGGCUGCUGGGAAAAAGAAGUGCUGGGAGGAGGUAACGGCAGGGAGAGUGGGAGCACCAAACAAACACCAAAGCCUGAGCAGAGGGAGGAUCAUGGGAGCCGCUUAUGGAAAGAAGAAGGCGUACAGCAUCGACCACGAGCCUCUGCCGAAAAAUGGGAAGCAGCCGAACAGCAGAGCGUCAGCAUACGCUGACCUACAGCAGCACCGCUCUGAAGGUGUCCACAGGAAGGCGUCCCCGGCGGCCGUUUACGUGCCCCAGCCGGAUUACCUGCAGGGGGACGAGGACGCCGACCUCAUCAAACCCAAGAAACUGCUGAAUCCCAUCAAAGCUUCAAAGAGUCACCAGGAGCUCCACCGCGAGCUGCUGAGCAGCUACAAACGAGCGGGGGUCAGUGUGGACAUGAAGCCCGAGCUGCAGCGGGUUCUGGAGUCCAGGAAGAGAGAUCAGCUGAUCAAACAGAGGAAGGAGGAAGACGAAGCUCGCAAGAAGAUUUCUCCUCUGGAGGCUGAGCUGCUCAAGAGACACAAGAAGCUGGAGGAGCUGGAGAAACAGCAGGAGCAGCAGCAGGAAGACCCGAAAGCUCCUGAGUUUGUCAAAGUCAAGGAGAACCUGAGGAGGACGUCCUUUCACAGCAAAGAGGAGAAGGAGGUGUAGAGACAGAGAUGCUGUCCUGCAGGGGACACAGACACAAACUGCCCACUUGGAGGACACGAGAGGAUGAGGAGGAGGAGACGGAGCUGCUGUGCUGCAGAGGACAGAGACAGACCCACUGCAAGGACACUGAGAGGAGACUGAUGCCGACAGCUGGACAGCACAGCUGUGACGUCUCUCGGCGGCUCGGUUCGAUGGGCGAGCGACUCAGCUGAGACCGCCUCCAUCGAAGAAACAGUUUCCCCCUGAGAACAGCAGGAGGCGCUGAUUCUGCUCCUUUGAACAUGCUGGUUUUCUUCUCCUGAAGGCGUGCCUGAAUCUCACCUGUGAGACUCUCACAGUUCAGUAACAGAUCGAGUACUCUGAUUACUUCCCCCUUUCUUUGAUCUUCAACAUGUUAAUCACAUAGAUUGAUGAAACACUGACAUUAUGACUACAGUCAUCAGUAUGUGUCGUUUUUAUGGCCGAUGUUAGAAAGCAGAGGCCGUCCUGUGGUUGGAGCGGGGAGUUCGGGGAACCUGCAGAACCAUCUUUGUGUUUGGGAGCAUUUUUACUGAGGAUUCAGCUUUUGCUGACUUUUGUUUGUACUUGUUGUGUUUGGUGUGUGCAGCCUGAGGCUGGAAUCAUUAAAGGACUGACCCUGCUGAGACCGUCUGAAUGCUCUGAGUACCA